Molecule: messenger RNA, 3441 nt
Organism: Cynoglossus semilaevis (tongue sole)
Lineage: Eukaryota; Metazoa; Chordata; Actinopteri; Pleuronectiformes; Cynoglossidae
Product: prominin-1-A-like
Exons: 23
Coding region: 179-2701 (840 amino acids)
Cellular component (GO): microvillus; prominosome; cell surface
Molecular function (GO): cholesterol binding
Source: RefSeq, a predicted model, not a curated record
GGAUGUAACCUCAUGGUGGCGCAAUUGCAGGCACUUAUUUGGCUGAACGCUGACGCAGUCGUGUCAUAGAGAAUGCCCUUCAUGUUGUCUUUGAUGUUUGAUAUGACAUAAAAAAGCAGAAGAGGCAACAGAGAAGGGGAGAAAGAGAGAGACAAAAGACGAGAGAGGUUGAGAGAGAAUGUAUGGUUGGACGGGUCAGAGGUGGCAGUCCAGGGCUGGAACACUGAAAGUCCUCCUCGGACUCUUGGUUUUGUCCCAGUGUGACGCGUCACAGAAGGAUAAUGCAGAACGCAAUCGAACGGACGUCUAUCAGCCCGAGUACAUGGUGGUGUUGGGGAAGAACGCCACCGGGGGCUUCGUGACUUCCCUUGGCAGGAUCUUACUCAACAUAAUAUACAAUAAACCAUUUCCUCAAGACAUAUUCCUUAAGAUGGUGGGGAUGGAUUCCACCGACCCUGACUACGGCAAGCACAUCCGUGAACAGCUUCUUUUACACAUUUCCAGCUUCUACGUCAGUGCGUUAGUCCUGGGUGCGUACGUCUUGGCGAUGCCCACGUCAGGCAUCAUCGUGGCGUGCUGCCGCUCGUGUGGAAACCUGGGAGGGAAGAUGUACCAGCAGCAGAACACUCUCAUUCACUGUGAGAGAAAAACCAUUUUUGGCAGUUUGCUCUGCAUCUCCCUCGUCAUCUUUGCUGGGACCAUGAACAUGUUCAAGAGCCACCAGUCCUUCAAAGAUGGCAUGGAGCAGACCCCUUCUCAGUUUGCCCACAUGCUCACUAACAUCUUUAUGUACGUCCAGGCUCUGCCUCUGCAAGUAGGCCACGUACAGAGAGAGUCUGAAGAAACCGUCAGAGAAGUCACCAAAAACUUUCAAGACAUCGGCCCUCUGCUGGGAGGACAGAUCCAGGAGCGACUCCUCGUACAUCUGAAGCCAGUGUUCGAUGAAGUCAAACUCCUGAACGAGGACAACGACAAAAUGAGUGCAAAACUGCAGCAGCUUCAGUCUUUUAUAAACCAGAUACAGUCCAACCUGGACAACCUGCAGCAAGACGUCCAAAGUGUCAAAGGUCGUCUGACUCUAACCUUAGCCAAACCAGAGUGCACUGGCUGUGAGCUGCUGCAGUCAGAUCUGGACAGUCUGGAUCUGAAGCUGAACCACCACAUCACUAUUCCCACCCUGAAGGAGUUCUGGGAUGAAGUGAAUGAAGUCAUUACAAUUAAACUCACGUUAAAAAUGGAGAAGGUUAACAAUUAUCUGGACAGCAUCCCAAACAUUAUUGCCAGUACCAACCCACAUGUGACUAAUUUAGAAUUCAUGGAGCUGCCGCCUGGCGUUCAGACACCAGUGAUCUCUCAGGUCAUCAGUCAGUUCACCACCCUGUUAUAUCACUUACAAAUUGAAAUGGGAAAUAUGAGACCCUACGCCGCUAUAGCCUACUGGGUCUUCAAGGAAAUCUGGUGGAAGUGUGGCUUCGCUGUUUGUGGUAUGCUGCUCUUUAUACUGAUGUGUAACUGCUUGGGAAUGAUCCUGGGCAUUGUGGGUCUGAAACCCAAGGCGGACCCCACGAUGCGCUCCAAGACGGCAGACUGCGGAGGAACAUUCUUCCUGGUGAGCACAGGUCUAAGCUUCUUCUUCUCCUGGUUGUUGAUGCUGAUUGUGUUGGCGCUGUUCUUCAUCGGCGGGACGUUUUACACUGUCAUCUGUCGGCCCCUAAGAAAUGGACAAAUUCUGAAGGCUGUGGACUCCACAGAAUUCAUCAUUCAACUGAGGGAGUCUUUUGGACAGAAAUCUGCAAUCACCGCCACUAGUAUUAUUAGUGACUGUAAGCAGAACAAGCCACUGUGGACGACCAUUAAACUGAAGGACAGCAUAGACCUCGAAGAAAUGCUCAACGUAUCUGAAUACAUAAAACAUGCACAGACGCUGUUUGACAGUACACACAUCACAGUAUCCGCAUACACUAUCCUGAGCCCUGAAGUACAAAACCAGCUCAGAGAAUUCUCAGCAAAGGCCAAAGAUUUUAACACCAACGCUAAUACACACCAGACAGACUACAUGUUCUCCGUCAAUUUAAACGCCGUAACUGAGGCACUUGAGUUUGCCGCUUUAAGAAUUGAGGAUGUGGUUCAAGAAGAGCUCCGAAAUGAGGCAAAGAUUCUUACGAGUCUUCAGGACAGAAUAGAAACGGUCGUUAUUCCACAGCUCAAAGACCUGAACUCGACCGUCAUUUACCUCCGGUCCUUGGCAGCAAAUAUCUCUGAGAGAGUGGAGGACGUGCUGAGGAUUGUGGGAGUGGUCCAAAACAUUCUCAACACAAAUACAGAACAGAUUGUCAGGACGGAAAGCAUGCGGUUUUUGGACAACCAGAUUGACCACAUCAAGGGUUACAAAAAGUGGGCAACGAAAAUGGUCACACAGGAUAUAGGACAGUGUCGGCCCUUGUCUGAAAUUCUGUACUUCUUGGAAAACAUCUUCUGUGCAUAUCUGGUGGAGCCUCUGAACAUCUUCUGGCUCAGUCUCUUCUGGAGCUUGAUCCUCUUCAUCCCCAACAUCUCCUUAUCUCUCCUACUGUCCAAGUACUACAGGGUCAUGGAAUACUCGGAUGAAUACGAUGACCCCAUUAUCAUGAAUAACAUCAUCAUGUACCCAGAUGGAAACCGGCUGAAAAUACAUGAAAGUUAUUACUUCGGAGAUCUGUGACAGCGCCACACAGUGGAGUAGUGAUCAGCACUGAACCCCAGCUGAGCGCUGGAGAGAAGACCUUUGGUUUCCUCUCACUGCCUUGACAUCUUCAAAGGCCAAGGCUAAGUUGUUGACAGUGGAAAGAAGAAGAGAGAGGGUGAGAAAGUUCCAGAAGAAUCAGGUACAAGAAGGGAGAAAGGUUUAAAGCAGCGAGUGAUGCCACCCUGUGGAUUUCAGACGUACUACCGAACUCUUUCACCUGUAUUACUUUAAAUAUUCACAUUUUAUUGGAGCAAAAGGAAACACCUCAGGGACAACUGACAAGUAGACUCAAUAAACAACAUAUAAUAGUAAUUCAUUUUUAGUUUAAUUCAUGAACCUAUUUUUCUAAUUUAUGGAAAAUAUAUUUAAUGAUUACAAGUCUGUUUAUUGAAGUUAUGAUGAUCAUAGUUUGCAGUGCCAACAAGUAUUUACCGGCAUAAGUAAUUUUGAGAAGAAUGUUUUUUUUUUUUUAUCCUGUAUUUAAUGUAAACAACACAUGGGUUCAAACAGUACUGAAAUGUCUCUGUCACAGCGUUUAAUUAACAUUUUGCUUGAAAGUUUAUUUCUGUACAUUUUCGUGAACCGAUGUUAUGGUGUUUAUAAUGGAUUUAUGAUGACUCUGUUAAAAACACCUAAUAAUAAUAAUAAUAAAAACAAAAAGCACUCACUGCUGAAUGCACUGAUUCUGUGUUUGACUGGAGCGUGGAACCUCUGUC